Messenger RNA from Nezara viridula (southern green stink bug), 1089 nucleotides. The record is from the annotation of a GenBank genome assembly. NCBI's taxonomy places the organism in Eukaryota, Metazoa, Arthropoda, Insecta, Hemiptera, Pentatomidae.
AUGUUAAUCUUUUUACAAAAGGAGGUAGAUAUUUUAAAUCAACUGUGGGAUGAAGAUUAUGAAAAUUGGAACCUACACUUGAAAAAUUAUGUUUUCUUAUUGGAACAAAACUUGAAGGAAUCAAAUAAUGAAGAAAAUAUCAACCAAGUUAUUAAAAGUGCCCUUUUGGAUCCAGCAGUUUCAAAUACUGAUAUAAUCUAUCUUCAUAAAAUAGCUCAAAUAGAAGACCCUGUUUUUUCCAUGGUUCUCAAAUUGCUCAAUCCCUCAAAUCCAGAGGUUUUGGAUAAAUGGAAGAAACAGUUUUCUGAUGAUAGUGAAAUGAUAGAAAAUAACAAUAGCCAUACAUAUCAUGAAAACAUUCCAGAAAAAGAUAAAGAUUUACCUUGCAGUUUGGAUGAUUAUUGGAUGGACACAUUAUUCAAUGCAUUUGAAGACCAAUUUCCUCAUGAAGUGUUAAGGGAUGGCUUGAGUAGCAUUCAGAACUGUUUAUCAUUUAUUCCUCAAUUGAUUUUGAAAAUAUCAAAUUUUAACCAAAUAGUUAUUAUUCACAAAUAUUUACAAGGAUUAAAUGGAUCAGUGGAGUAUGAUCAGUCAUCUUUUGGAACAGCACUGUUGAAGUCUCUUUCAAAUGUUGAAUCUACUUUUAAAUAUGCCUUAGCUGAGGAUAUUUUGUCUUCAAAUAAUAUGCCGAUUGAAGACAUUAAUGAUAUGAUAAAUGGUGAUAAAACAUUCAGUGACAAGUUAUUUGUAAGUUGGUUGUGCUUUCAUUAUGAUUCUUCUGAUAUUCAUUCAUUUGGCCGAAGUUUACUUGAGAAUGAGGAUGAUCAAGUAGAAGAUAAAUUAUUGUCACUUCCUCCAAUAGUUCUUGGCAAAAUGAUUCCUUUUAUUCUAGAAACAGAUGUUUAUCAAAGAUUAAUCGUGAAAUAUUAUGAUAAAGUAGCAGAUGACAUAGUGGAAAGCUGUGUAAAAGCUUUAGAAGAAAAGUGUAUGAAAUUUGAAGCGUCCACAUUAUCAUUAAUAUUAAAUCAAACUCCUAAGGGCUUAAUAAGUUUUGAUACUACAUUUAGUUAUUCGUCGUUAUCAUCGUGA